Frankliniella occidentalis (western flower thrips) is the source of this 2893-nucleotide messenger RNA. RefSeq names its product general transcription factor 3C polypeptide 3. Gene Ontology annotation, cellular component: transcription factor TFIIIC complex. Gene Ontology annotation, biological process: transcription by RNA polymerase III. NCBI's taxonomy places the organism in Eukaryota, Metazoa, Arthropoda, Insecta, Thysanoptera, Thripidae. Bases 53 to 2710 code for a protein of 885 amino acids. The record is from RefSeq and is a predicted model, not a curated record. Gene Ontology annotation, molecular function: protein binding. The transcript has 2 exons.
UCUUUUCUUUGCCUUCGCCGGCCUGACGGACUUACCCUUACCUAUUGUGAAAAUGGCUGAAUGGGAAGCACCUAACGUGACGAAGGACGGCACAACGGAUUCAAAUAUUCCCAUAAUGAAGCUUCCCUCGCCCUCAAAGUCAGACUUGCGGAGUGCAUUUGAGCAAGCUGAAGAUGAAGAUAGUGUUAUGGCUUCUCUUGGACCAAUAUCUCCUUUCACUGGUGAAGAUUCCAAUCCUGGCCCCUCAAACUUUGAUGAUAUGGAAUGGGAUGAAUCUGAAAGCAGAGAUGGUCCCAGUGCAUGUGACCCUCAAGACCCACCUGGGACUACAGACAUAGUCGAAGAGCAACGCCAAAGAGAAAUUCUUAAUCGUUAUCUAAACAAAGAGAUAUCUUUUGUGGAGUAUGCACAAUUGGCUGACUCUGAAGAUGUUCCAAGUGAAACUCCUGCCGCUGAGACACUGACUGGUGAGAGUGGCGCUAAUUUGUCUAGCUGUGAGGCUUUUGAAAAGGAGUUAAAACCGCGUCUCCGAAGGCGUAAAAGAAUUUUACCUCCAGCCUUACAGGGGCUUUUGGGAGAGGCUAAUUUAACAUAUGCUCGAGGUGACCAUGCAACUGCUGAAAAAAUGUGCCUGGAAAUCAUUCGUCAAUGUCCUAAUGAUCCAGAAGCAUUCAACACUCUGGCUCAUUUGUAUGAAGAGCAAAACCUUCCAGAAAAAUCAUUACAGGUUGCCCUUAUUGCAGCUUUGCUAAGUCCAGGUGAUCCAAACCAGUGGAUCCGGUUGGCCUUGAUGUCUGAAGAGCAGGGCAACUUAAAACAAGCUAUUCAGUGUUACACAAGAGCCAUUCGUGCUGAUCCAUCUAAUAUUGAAACUCAUAUGAAGCGAGCUUCACUCUUUGAACUAGUAAAAGAUCAGAAAUCUGCUAUAAAGUGCUAUACUCGUCUAUUGAGUGUUCUUACUCCAGAUAAUGGCCCUCUCAUUCUGGAACUUGCUAAGAAAGUCUCUUAUUCUCAUCACAAAGAUGGUGACUUGUCACGAGCAAGAGAAGCUAUGGAAAUGGCAUUUUUGAAAGUUCCAGAUGAAGUUCAGUCUGAGGAAGUUAAUUUAUUUUUGGAUUUACUCCUGCAGUUGCAAGACUAUCCAAGAGUGUUAGAAAUUAUGGUCUCUCACUGUGGUGUUGAGGUUCUAACUGAACAGUCAGAAGAAAAUGAUCCUAUUGUUACAAGAUGUGAUUUUCCUGAAGAAAUCCCCAUGGAUUUAUGGGCCAAAUUAGCUGUUGUUUUGAUUCAUCUGCGUACAAUGCACUUAAUUGAAGAUCUUAUUGAAUACCUCCUUCAACGUGUUGACUGUGAGGUUGCUGGAGAUUUAUACUUGGAUGUAGCUGAAGCUUUGAUGGCUGUUGAUCGGCAUCAAGAUGCCUUGCGACUGCUGCGGCCCUUGGUGGAAAGCAAAAAUUACAGCCUGGCUGCUGUGUGGCUCAGACAAGCCGAAUGUCUUCGAGUAUGUGGACACAUUGAAGAAGCAGUGGAAGCUUAUGAACAAGUGGUGGAUCAAGCUCCUCAGCAUAUAGAUGUUCGUGUGACUUUGUCCACACUUCUCACCUCUCUUGGUCGUGAGGAGGAAGCUAUUUCAGUUUUAACGCAAGAUGCUGACCGUGAGGUCUUAGAUCCAGGGUUGUUGUACAAAAGAGCCGUUCUUUUGAGAGAUGGUGGGCUAGAAAGGGGAGAAGAAUUUCUUGCAGUUGGACAGCUUCUCUUAUCGCGCCACUGCGUUCGGAUCAGAAAUAGGGAGGAAUUAGAUGCAUUAUGUCGACUAAGGCGCAUUGAUAAAAAGAGUACAGCCUUAAAAGAAAUUCGAGAUUUAAGGGGGGAGGCGCAACAAGAUCAGGAUGCCCCUGAGUUUACAUAUGGGGAGCGGGAACCAAGCAACAAAGAGGAAUGGGAUCUCUUACGAGACUUGUGUCAAACCUGCCUCCAUUUUGGACGUUUUGGGCAGCUUGAACGCCUUGCAUUAUCUGCUUUAGGCUCAAAACGUUUCUAUACCGAUGCCAUGGGGCCUGAAGUAGAAUUCUUAAGCCUACUGGCAUGUUUGCACAAUGGUGAUGCAUAUUAUGGCUACAACCUUGCAAGAGAUCUUGUUGUACGAGAGGUGAACAGUCCUCGAGCUUGGAACUUAUUUAACCUGGUAAUUCAGAGGGCGGAUGAUGUGCGUCACAACCGUUUCAUCAUGCGUUUUCUUUCGAGACAUCCUAAUCAUCCAGCUCUAACAGUACUACAUGCCAAUAACUGUCUGGUUGCUGGAACGUAUAAAUAUGCUUUAAAUGAAUAUGCUGCAGCUUUUAAGAGGGAAGAAAGUCCAAUGCUAGCAUUUUUAAUUGGUGUUACAAUUAUUCAGAUGGCAUGUCAAAAAUUUUCUGCUAAGAAACAUUCUCUGGUUACUCAAGGCAUAGCUUUCCUGUGGCAGUAUAAAGAUCUCAGAGGUCCUAGUGGACUACAAGAAGUUUAUUAUAACAUUGGCCGUGCAUUCCACCAGUUAGGCCUGCUUCCAGCAGCUGCUCAUCACUACAAACUUGUACUUAACACACCCCCCUCUGGUGAACCCAUGCUGGAUCUUUGUCAAGAGGCAGCCUUUAACUUACACUUGCUCUAUUUAAAUGCAGGAUGUAAAGAUUUAGCACAAAUGUAUUUGGAUAAAUAUAUUGUUGUCUAGCUAUUGUUUUUGUUAGUGGAUGGCAAGUUUCAAUGCACUGUGAUAUGUAAUUUAUUCGUCUAUAUUUGUGUACAAGUACUCUACUGAUGUUCCUCUUCUAUUUCUCUGACGUGCUGUUUAACUACUGAAGUAUUUUGUAUGAUUUGAGCACUUGGCUAGACAGACAUGCAAUUAUGAACUGGU